Molecule: messenger RNA, 1595 nt
Organism: Sitodiplosis mosellana (orange wheat blossom midge)
Lineage: Eukaryota; Metazoa; Arthropoda; Insecta; Diptera; Cecidomyiidae
Exons: 6
Coding region: 92-1237 (381 amino acids)
Source: RefSeq, a predicted model, not a curated record
CACCACAAUUGAUAUUGGUGCACAAGUCAGAGAAAGACGAUAAAUCAAGCGAAAGAAUUGAAUUUGAACGAAUACUCGCAGAAGAAGUACAAUGGAUUUGCCGAAAAAUUUGCAAAUUCCACAUUCGGUUGAAGAAUGUAUUUAUCUAAUGCGUUCGUACAUUUACAUCGACAAGUACACUUGUGAGGUGCACAUUCGCGAAAUCACGCCGUCACUUGUGCCUGGUUUCAUUUUGGGUAUCUGCGCUCAAAUACCAUUUUUGUAUAGCUAUGUCAAACCGUACAUUAAAGAUGUAAUGCGAGGACAUGUCUACGAAGUUGCAAUCAGCGAUCAAUACAAACAAGAAAUGGUUCGCAACGAAUUUGUCAACGCACAACUGUUAUACUACAAUUACACGCCGGCUGAUUGUGACUAUGUGCUGUCUGUCAUUUUGAAUGCCGUGGUUCGAUCGACAUUCGGUCAUGUGAACGCCAAUUUUCUGUCACAGAUGGAAGAGAGUUCACAGCACAUUUCACAAAUGGCCAACAUUUUUCCAAUGGCAUUCUAUUUCCCGCAAACAUUCCGUCACAUAAUGAGAACUACAUUGAUCUCAACGCCCGAGCUUCGCAUACGUAUGAUGUCGCUGUUGUGUCAAAACCAUUUUUAUCAGAAAAAUUCCGUUUGGUCUUUGGUUAAGCGCUACAUUUGGAUUCAAGUGCGUAAUUUCCACAUGGGUACGUUCAUGGCAAUCGGUGAUUGGUAUGAAGCACGUGAGAAAACGCUCGCACAUGUUGAUGCCGAAAUCGUUGAUGAGAUGAAGCGGUAUGAAAUUGUUAUGGCCCAGAUGAAAGCAAUUGCUCACGAGCAAGGUUACAACUUGGGCACAUUUCGUAUUUUGAAUCCGAAGUCGGAUCUUCCGUAUUUACGUCAAUUCCCCAAUUCCGCCUACUGUGCCAUUGAAUGGAAGAAAAAGAUCAACAGUGGCUGGAAACACUAUCACUAUGAUUUGGAUCGCUUUGGUAUCGAUACGCAGAGUUUGGAUAGAAUGAUGUCGAUCCCAGUGAAGUUUACUUUGAAACGUCGAUUGAACGAUGAAGAAAUUGAGACAAUCUCCGCGAAACGUUUCAAAGUUCUGGAAACGGUUUUCACAGCCGCCGACGACGACGACGAUGCUGACAACCAAAAUGACGAAGAGAUUGAAAACGAAACGGAAGCAGAAAACAUGCCGAAAAAUGAAAACGUUUCACAAGAAGUAUGAAACAUAAACAAUCUUAUUAUAGAAAUGGAUUGACCCAUGAAAAAAAUAUCUAACAUAAACAAAUGACCACGUGAUAAACGAUUCUAAUCUGAAUAAUCAUUCCAUGACAUGUACUUAACUUUAAUUCAUUGACUCAAAGUCUUCAACUCUCAAAGCGAAACUCCAAGUGGACUGAUAUCUUAAAUGCAACUUUACCUCUUUUCAUAAAAAAAUAAAAGCUAUUAUUCCAUAAAAAUGUUCUAAUCAUAUGCGAGUCAUCAGUAUAGAUCAAACAGAUUUUUUUUUAGUUAAAAUCAAAGGAACUUAUUGUUCUUUUCCAUUAUUUUUUAUAAAUAAAUACAUAGUUAUUCCUAUUGAA